Molecule: messenger RNA, 1912 nt
Organism: Pseudoliparis swirei
Lineage: Eukaryota; Metazoa; Chordata; Actinopteri; Perciformes; Liparidae
Product: transmembrane protease serine 2-like
Exons: 13
Coding region: 190-1593 (467 amino acids)
Biological process (GO): proteolysis
Cellular component (GO): membrane
Molecular function (GO): protein binding; serine-type endopeptidase activity
Source: RefSeq, a predicted model, not a curated record
UUCAUCACUGAUGGGAGAACGGAGGAGAUACUGGAUCAGAGCAGUGCUGGGAAGAACCUUCAAUAACUCUCGGAGUGGACACUGAUAUCGGCCAGAUUAAUAACAUGCAAGUUUGAUGAUUGAAAAUAUCACAGGAAGACAUUUUUUUAAUAAUCAGUUGAUUGUCAGAUAUUUUUGAUUGAACAGAGAAUGGCCACGAAUCUGUACCUGGACUCAGGUCCUUGUUUCAUCCGUGACGACGGGGAGCGGAAACUUCCUCCACUCAGCCGCUCAGAUGUGAAGCCUCAGUAUGUUCAUUGUGUGGCUUCGAAACCUCCACCUGAAAUCAACCACUCCGGUGAAAAACAAAGGUGUGUGAAGUUCACUGUGGCUGCUGUGAUCUGCCUGCUGCUCCUCCUGCUGGUGGCGGGAGUCCUCCUGGCUUACUACUACUCCUCGUCCUGUGCGCACGGGCUGCAGUGUGGCGAUGGGAGCUGUGUGUGGGAGUCCCAGUGGUGUGACGGGGUGACAGACUGUCGUUCAGGCCAGGAUGAAGCCAACUGCGUGAGGCUGCAUGGCUCCAACUUCCUGCUCCAGAUCUACUCGACUCAGAGCAGAAACUGGAGGACUGUUUGUUCUCACGGCUGGACCGACCAGCAGGGGAGGGCGAGCUGCCAGCAGGUCGGCUUCAGCCGGGGCACUUAUUUUAAAUCAGGCCAACGGCAGAUUGAUUCAAAUGAUGGGUACUUAAUAGCCAAGCCUGCCUUCAACCCUGAGGCGUCCAUACUGAAACAGCUGGUGCUCAGCAACACCUGUCCCAACAACCGGGCGGUGACUUUGCAUUGUACUGAUUGUGGGAGCAGGGUGAACUCCAGCAGGGCCUCUGGGGGCCAGCGGGCCUCUCCAGGGGCCUGGCCGUGGCAGGUCAGCCUGCAGGUUGCGGGCUCCCAUCGCUGUGGAGGAGCCAUCAUCUCCCCCUACUGGAUAGUCACUGCAGCACACUGUGUGGCCAGGGCCUCCAGCCCCGAGGACUGGGCCGUGUACGCUGGCAUCGUGGAUCCACUCGACACUCUGUUCAACCCUGCAUACUCUGUGAGCCGCGUGGAAGCCCACGAAGGCUUCAACUGGGUCACUCGCAGGAAUGACAUAGCUCUCAUGAGGCUCUCUAAACCUCUGGCCAUCACAGCCUCCAGUAAUAUCCGACCUGUGUGCCUCCCAAAUGUUGGCGUAGACAUCGCUGCUCCUCAGAAGGGAUGGAUAACACGAUUCAGUCGCACCGCCAAUGGAGACUCUGGCUCUGUACACCUGAUGGAGGCUCAGGUCUCUCUCAUAAACGCCUCAUACUGCAACAGCUCCAGCGCUCACGAUGGCAGGAUAUCACAGGACAUGUUAUGCGCCAGAGAGACGGAGGCGGUAGCCAACGUGUGCCAUACUGACAGCGGCGGCCCUCUGGUGUCCCUGAAGGGCGGAGUGUGGUGGCUCAUCGGGGACGCCGUUUGGGGAGAACACUGCCCUGAGCAGAACAAACCAGCUGUUUAUGGCAACGUCACCUAUUUUAUGGACUGGAUCUACCAACAGAUGCGGAAGCAUCAAGAUGACAAGACCAAAGAAUAACCAUCGGAGAUGUUUGUGUUAAUUCCUCAACAAUAUUGAUCUUAGUUACAUGAUGUAUUUUCUACAUAUUACUGUUCUGUGUUUUCUUAAUUACAAUUUUACUUUUGAUGCUCAAAUUCACAUAAGAAGCUCGAAUAAACAAUGUUUUCUUUUCGUCUCGUGACAGUAGCUGUUUGAUCAGGAUACAUUUGUAUGAAAGUCUUUAUUAUAUUCUUUGUAAAUACGGUUGAAGUGUUUCGUUUAAUUUAAAGUGAUAUCAAUAAAUCAACAUAAAACCACAGGUCACAUGCAACUGGAUCAUUUUCACAAAAACACACAU